This is a messenger RNA of Carassius auratus (goldfish), 3354 nucleotides long. Its product is annotated as beta-1,3-galactosyl-O-glycosyl-glycoprotein beta-1,6-N-acetylglucosaminyltransferase 7-like. The transcript is spliced from 4 exons. The record is from RefSeq and is a predicted model, not a curated record. The coding region runs from base 1599 to 2885 and encodes 428 amino acids. Gene Ontology annotation, molecular function: acetylglucosaminyltransferase activity. Lineage: Eukaryota; Metazoa; Chordata; Actinopteri; Cypriniformes; Cyprinidae. Gene Ontology annotation, cellular component: membrane.
AUGUAAAUUUUUGGUCUGUUAUAUACAUAAAGAUACUGUUCAUGGAUUUUGACACAUUCUAAGGUGAUUACAUGAAGUCAGAAUUUUUAUUUAAUGCAUGACAACACCUAUUUGUUUUGAAACUGAAUCAGUUAUUAACCAAUUCCCAAAUUCCUGAUCAUAUUGUGCAUCAAUUCCUGAUUGCACAUUACUGAACAUUAAAAAUGUAACUUGCUAUACAUGACCUGCUACAUUUUUAGCCUUUGUAUUAUUACUGAAGCUUGACCUUAUUCACACUCAAAAUGCAAAUAGCAUAAAACAUGACAAAAGAAUGAGAGAAUUGGCAAGUAUUCAUUUACAAAUUUAAUUCCCCAGUGCUAUUGUCAAAAGCAAACCUGAAACCAUGCGAAAACAUCUAACCAGUUCUGAUGAGUACAAUAGGUUACGGAACUGGUUAGACAUUGUGCUAAAGAUGAACGACCAAGAGCAAAAGAGGUGCACAUUACAGCAUGAACUGGACCAAUCAUUUUUCACCUCUCAUGCUCCUCCUGUUCUCAAGCAGCUAAGUCCCAGUCGUGGGAGGUCAUUACAGCAACAACAAGCUCACAGCAGUUUCAUUCUCUCACAGAAAGGCAGACGCACUGAUAGCCAGCGCUCGACGGAGGAGCCGUUUAGACAGAGGUCAUGUGGAUGUCAGUGCAUUUGUGAAUGUUUAACCCCAUUGCUCAUUUACUGGAGAGGGACCGGCUUGAGCUGAAAGGUAAGCACACUCUGACUCAGGGAUUUAUUGAGCUGCGCCUGAUGCACUUCAGAAAACCAAAACCAUGUAAAAUGUUUAAAGAAGGCUGGUUAUCGACUCUUAGUAGAAAAAGAGUUGAAACAAUAUUUCCUCAAUCAGGGCAAUGUUUGCGUUACUAAUCUGUUGCUUUUGAAGCCUGAUGUUUGACACAUUUGUUAUCUUAGCAGGUGUUUAAGAAGUUCAUUUGCUAGCUAACGACUACAGAAAUGAAUCUCUUUUUCAACACAGACCUAUGUAAUGGCACUGAGAUUUUAUCACCAAUGAGAGCAUAUGCACUAAAGCUCAGGAGGUUUUCUAUUCAACAUGCACAGGGUUUUAAAUGAAGUCAGAUUUCCUACUAGCCAUGAAACAGUCAUUUACUUUGCUUCAUGAAAAAUGUAUUACAAAUGGGAAAAUAGCUGCCUUUACCAUUGUGUAACACAGAUGAUCACAUGUGAGAUCUGGCAUACAUGGCACAGGUCACACACAAGUAUGAAAAUGCAUUGUGCUCAUUAUAUCUUUAUAUGGUGAUGAUGUUAUCUGAGCAAUAUUACGUUUUCUGCAUUUUAGAAAAAUCCUUGAUGUACAAUUUUCCACUGUGGUAAAAGUAGCACAUGUGUUUAUUACUUAAUGGAAUCGAUUCUAAACAUGUCUUUUCCCCGUGCAUAUGGCACGUGUGUGUGUGUGUGUGUGUGUGUGUGUGUGUGUGCGUGUGCUAGAGACAAACAAGGCGAGCUUCAUUGCACAGGAUAUGCAAAUCCCAUUUAACUGCAACUUGACAACUCGAGCCAAACAAUAAAUAACAGGAGGUCUAUAGCUGCUUUUCAGAUGCUGGACUAUUAUGGUCCAGCUUGAGAACACCAAGUGCAGUUUUCUCGUCUGCCUAGUAGUCUGCGUCUUAAUAUGUUCUGCCAUCUACCUGAACGCAAAAAUACCCAAAAUCUCUCUUCCAUUCACUGACUGGAGCAGCCAAACCACACCAGCACCCGAAAGCUGUGACAUACUACCACCUGCGACCCCCGGGUUUACAUGGCAGCAAAAAGACCAUAACUUCAGCUAUGAGACCAAACCGGACGCAAACUGCACUCUAUUGCAGUCAGAUCUGCACUUUAUCAUGGAGCCAUUGAGCAAAGAAGAAGAAGACUUCCCUUUGGCUUUCAUAAUCACCAUCCACAAAGAGCUGGAAACUUUUGUGCGACUACUGAGAGCCAUUUACGCUCCGCAGAAUGUGUACUGCAUUCACAUAGACGCUAAAGCGGCGGAAGAAUACAAGACAAGCAUCCGAAACCUAGUUGGGUGCUUCCCGAACGUCUUUGUGGUGUCCGUCAAUGUAAACGUGACUUACGCUGGCUUCUCCCGUCUGCAGGCUGAUAUCAACUGCAUGAAGGACCUGGUGAAGUCUCCAACAAAAUGGAAAAGAGUUAUAAAUCUGUGCGGCCAGGACUUCCCAAUCCAGACCAACCUGGAGCUAGUCCGAUACAUGCAAGGACCCGAAUGGAAAGACAGGAACAUUACGCCGGGAAUCAAGCAGCCACCCACUAUGAAGCACAGGACUCAGUUUCAGUACGAGGAGGUAAAAGGCACCCAUGUUGCACCAAAAGGCAAGGGUCAAAAGAAGGGACCACCUCCUCACAACCUAACAAUUUACUUCGGGACUGCUUAUUACUCCUUGACGAGACCGUUUGUGGAGUUUGUCCUCACAGACAAGUUGGCCAAAGACUUGCUGGAGUGGUCUAGAGACACCUUCAGCCCUGAUGAGCAUUACUGGGUGACUCUAAAUCACAUGAAGGAAGCACCUGGCAGUUAUGUCGAAGGCGAAUGGCAAGGUAACGUUCGUGCAAUCAAAUGGAAGGACCAAGAAGGUACAGCACACCAGGGCUGUAAAGGGCGAUACAUCAGAGAUAUCUGCGUUUACGGGAUUGGUGACUUACAAUGGCUUAUCGAAAGUGAGAACAUGUUCGCAAAUAAAUUUGAGACCGCAAGUUUCCCAGAAGCCCUGCAUUGUCUGGAACUGUGGCAUCGGCAUAAAGUUCUCCAGCACGCCAUGGUUCCCAUUCAACCAUCAUGGCGUCUCACCACAGAGGUUAAAGUCAUCAACAGCACACUCAUUUCAAAACCAGACGACUGAUUCUGGGCAAUCAACCAUGAGAAGGGAAAUUCACACCAUUUACAGACUUGUCAACUUCUGCAUACUGAAAAGCCUUCAUCACGAACAUCACUUGAUGACGUGUGAGAUCAGUAAGCACUAGUUCCUCUUGACUUCAAACUGCAAUCUCUCAUGGACACAGCAGACAUGAAGGAAGAAACAAUAGAGACCUCAAUGGAACAUUUUCUGCUUUACGGAGCAAAUUUGUUGUUGCUGAUUGUUAUGUGAGUUUUGCACUGAUAGUAAUCGUAAUUUGUAUUUAUUUCUAUUUAUUAACUGCAGCAUAAUGCAUUGUUUCAAAUGGAUAGAUAAUAAAGAAUGAAGGCAUAGCAAUCCUUGGCCAGGUCCAAGAUACAAAAAAACUGCCAUUUCAAUUUGUUCUAAAAUGAUAAAAAAUAAAAAUAUUAGUAUACACACACACACACACACACACACACACAUAUAUAUAUAU